AUGUCCUCCUCGUCUUCUUCUCCCUCCUCCGCGACGCCGAAACCCAACGAACCUCAACAACCCGAAAACAACGAAAACAACAACCCAUCAUCAUCAUCGUCGUCGACAUCAAGACUCGCCCUCCCAGAAGUUCCCCCGGCAGGCAGCGCCCAAACACUCGACGUUGGCGGUCAAGGCAGCACCGUGUCGCUCGACCACCUGGGCCCCAUUGUCGUCAACACAGACGGCUCGAUGAGUCGUAUUUCGAAUUGGGAGCAGAUGACGGAGAUGGAGCAGAAGACUACGCUGCGGAUUGUCGGGAAGCGGAAUCAACAGAGGUUGCAGGCGUUGAGGGCAGCUGGUGUUGAGGGGUCUACAUGA
Messenger RNA from Talaromyces rugulosus, 360 nucleotides. RefSeq lists its product as uncharacterized. Lineage: Eukaryota; Fungi; Ascomycota; Eurotiomycetes; Eurotiales; Trichocomaceae. The coding region runs from base 1 to 360 and encodes 119 amino acids. The record is from RefSeq and is a predicted model, not a curated record. The transcript has a single exon.